ACGCGCGCGGCCUCGUAUUUAGGGAUUGGGUUUUCACUUUACGGAGAUCGGUCGCCCCCCCCUUGUUCGACGGCUUACAUUUGCCCCCUUCUCUCACCCAGAUUUCAGAGAUUUUUGCUCCUCCCUGAGGUUCCCCGUCGAUUCCGUCAGUUUUACUGUCGAGUCGGAGCCGAUGGGGGUGUAAUUGUCUGUAACAAGGUUCCAUUCCCCUUCUUUAUGCCUAUCCGGGAAAUGCAGGAUCUCUUGUUGGCCAAAAUUUGUUUUUUGUGAGGCUUGCUGAUCUCUUUGGCAACUCAACGUUGGAGGGUAGGCUUACCCAUACGAUCGAGAGGAAAAAAAAGAGUGAUUUUAUACGGGUUUUUUAUGAGGAGGUACAGUCCACCUUAUUAUAGUCCUCCUAGGAGGGGCUACGGUGGUAGAGGGCGAAAUCCACCUAGGAGAGGAUAUGGUGGGAAGGAGCAGAGUACUGGGAGCCUUUUGGUUCGAAAUAUUCCCCUGAAUUUUCGACCUGAGGAUCUUCGAGUUCCGUUUGAAAGAUUUGGUCCUGUACGAGAUGUUUAUCUUCCAAAAGACUACUAUACCGGGGAGCCCCGUGGUUUUGCAUUUGUGGAGUUUGUUGACCCGUAUGAUGCUUCAGAAGCUCAAUAUCACAUGAAUAGACAACUACUUGGAGGCAGGGAGAUAACUGUAGUUCUUGCUGCUGAAUCACGAAAAAGGCCUGAAGACAUGUGUAAAAGAGCUAGAGUUAGAGGGCCCUCCGGUAAUGAUCGACGGCAUUCUUCUUAUUAUGGACGCUUACGUUCUUGUUCAAGGUCACCCUCACCAUCUCCCCGUUAUUCUUCAAGGUCCAGACACCGCUCGCGAUCUUACUCUCCUGCACCGAAGUCCUGCAGUGACCACGCUUCUUCCCCACGAAAAAAGCAAUCUAGUCAUGCAAGAUCUCCCAGAAAUCAUUCAAAGGAGCACAAUGAGGAUGUAAAUCGCAGAUCACAUUCUCCAAGCUACAGUGAUGCUAAUCGAAAUGAAGAUGUUAAUCAUCAUGAUAAUAGGCCUCCGCAUGAUGCUGAGGGAUCACGGUCCCAUUGGAGAUCACCAAGGCACUCGUCAGCUUCGCUGCCAGGAUCGCGAUCAAGAUCUGCUGAUUUGAGCCCCAGACGCAGCAGUGAAUGAGAGGUAUGCAUUUUUCUUUCAGGUGCAACAGUGAAUGAUCAUGACGUGCUAUGUUUCUUUCAUGUUAAGCAGAUGAU
Musa acuminata subsp. malaccensis (wild Malaysian banana) is the source of this 1247-nucleotide messenger RNA. RefSeq names its product serine/arginine-rich SC35-like splicing factor SCL30. NCBI's taxonomy places the organism in Eukaryota, Viridiplantae, Streptophyta, Magnoliopsida, Zingiberales, Musaceae. Gene Ontology annotation, biological process: mRNA splicing, via spliceosome. Gene Ontology annotation, cellular component: cytoplasm; nuclear speck. The record is from RefSeq and is a predicted model, not a curated record. Gene Ontology annotation, molecular function: RNA binding.